This is a messenger RNA of Porites evermanni, 12119 nucleotides long. The record is from the annotation of a GenBank genome assembly. Lineage: Eukaryota; Metazoa; Cnidaria; Anthozoa; Scleractinia; Poritidae.
AUGUGUGAGCCCUCUUCAGAAAGCAAGAAGAAUCGCCACACGCUAAAGGUUGGUCUACUUUGGAUGAUAUUUUCAAUCUACUAACUGCACGAGAUGUCCUUUCCUCAACCUAGGAUCAUCUUUCAAAGACAGCCAUAACUACUUUAUUCAUUUACAGACACGGUGACGUUAAUUUCCUUUGAAUUGAAUCGAACUAAACGAUUAAAAUUAGUUUUAACAUGGUAGAAUAUAUAAUUAACUUAUAGAUGAAGCAACGGUCACAGUCCGACUCAGGUCCGGCUGUGUUGAUAUGAGAAUCGGGUUGCCAAGUAAUUUACUGCCGAUUGCGAAUGAACAAAUAUGAUCCAUGGCUUUAUCUAUCGACAGCUUCCGUAUUUGAGGGCAGAAUGAUAUAUAAUUUUAUUGGAAAACAUCUUAGUUUAAUGGACUCAGAGAUCAGUCAUACUCAUAUGACGAAGAUUAAUAAAAAUUUAAUAAUCCCCCAAAUAAUUUAAGCUUACAUAUGUAAUAAACAUGAUGAUAACAUUCAUGUAAAUUUAUAGUUUUUGGCCCGCUACAAAACUAUAGCUGUAAUAACAUUAUUAUUGCAACUGGAAAGGUUACAUGUACAAAAAAGCCCUAGGAUAGAUAAUACCUAAAAUCCUAAUAACCAGUAAUCCUACCUACAAUAAUAAUUAACAAUUACCGGUAAUGAUGAGGCUGAGUAUCUUAUGAAGAAUUAUGGAGAUCAAGGAGGGUGUUAUCGGCCGAGGCAGAUAACACCCUCCUAGAUCUCCAUAAUUCUUCAUAUGAUAUGAAAGCCGAAUGCAAUAAUUGUUUUAUUAUUCAUUCAAAAUAUUUCCUAGUUUAAAUAAUUAUGGAGAUCAAGGAGGGUGUUAUCGGCCGAGGCGGAUAACACCCUCCUAGAUCUCCAUAAUUCUUCAUAUGAUAUGAAAGCCGAAUGCAAUAAUUGUUUUAUUAUUCAUUCAAAAUAUUUCCUAGUUUAAAAACAUGGCUAAAACAUGCUUACCUCCAUCGAUCCAUCGAUGUUAAGUUAAUCUUUGAUAGUGCACAUUUAGGUUUGUCCAGCUCCGCAAAUAUUCUCCGAAUAGCAUAUGUCGCCCGUCAAGUUGUCUUCUUGCUGUUCUUGCCAUGUUUUUAGCUAUUAUUUCGCCUAGUUCUUACUCUUAAAAGGAGUGAAAUGUCUGCCAUUUUUCAAGUUCACAACCAAAACAACUCAACCUCGUCCCCAGGUCUUCUCGGUUAAGGAUGGUGUGUGGUUUUGACGUCAUUUCCUCGUUAAACACAAAAUCUUCCAAAUUUGUGGUCAUCAGUAACUGGUUAUGGUGAAUUAAAUGUGUGCUUUUAGCCAAUCAGAAUUGGUAAAAUAUUUUGAAUGAAUAAUAAUAAGUAUUGUUUUUGUCCUUACUAAUGGAAUAUAUAAUUUUCUGCUUUAUAGCCAACUGGUAUACAUGAUUUCGAUAUCAUCAAGCCAAUUAGUAGAGGUGCAUUUGGGUAAGUUGCUUUAUUGCAUCUGAUUGAUAAUCCAUAAUAAUUAGAAAUCAUAUGAUAAAAAAAUAAUUGGUUUAACAAGAAGCAAUCAAUGUUGCCAAAAUAACUUACACUGAAUUGCUAAUUUAAGGCUACCUUUAUUUGGAAACAUCAUGCAGAACCUUAAAAGUUUCUCACAUGCUUGUGAAUGAUAAUGUGCGUGUGCUUAUCCUUCUAUACAAAAUUUUUUCCUGGAAAAUUGCAUACAAUGUAAUUUACAAUUAUAAAAUGUGACCUCUUAAUAGUUAUGCAUAAUUUCCAAUAUUUUUCACCACGUAUCGGAAUGCCUGUGAUAUUGCUGGAGCCAAAAAAUAUUUCAAAAGGAAGUAGCAACCACUCCUAGUUAUAGGCUUCUGUACCUCCAAAUGUUAAAUUAAUAUUAUUUAAGAAGUUUGCAAUGUAUUUUAAUACAUGUAUCUCAUUUCUCUUUAUUUCAAACAUCUAUUAGACAGGUUUUCCUUGCUCAUAGGAGAGAUAAAGAUAAACAAUUUUAUGCCAUAAAAGUUGUGAAGAAGACUGAUGUUGUCAACAAAAACAUGAUUGAACAAGGUUUGUAUGUCUAUUUCUUUUUCUUUUUUUUUUUUAAAUUGAAUUCUUAACUGUAAAUUGACUCUUUUUUUAAUCUCCCAUAAUGCACUUUGUCUGCCCCCAACUCCCCCCAAAUUUUAUGCAUAAGUCAUGUUUUCAAAUGCUAUUCAUUUGGGAAUAUGCAAUCCUCCCAGGAGCAUUUGAAAACUAAAGCAACAUGUAAUAUAGUUGUGAAUGUAAUGGCAGGUUACGUCAACAGAGAACCUAUUUCAAAUUAAUGUCCCUGUUAUUCUCAGACAAAAUUCCCUGCUGGCCAGCAAAUUUGUCUCAAUAUUAACUUUCCCCAAAUUUCAUUUAGUUACAUACAUGCCCUCUGACAGAAUAAUGUGCUUACUGGUUGUGAACAGUACAAUGUAAAGUGACUCUCUUCGUGUGAAUGUUGAUAUGUUAUUGCAAUGUAAUUUGUAAUAUUGUAAAAAAAAAUUGAGAAUUAUGCUUUGAAUGGUUUCAAACAUUGCAGGGUGGUUGGUGAUGUCUUACUAUUAGACAGUGGUCUUACAUACUUACUUACUUACUUUAUAAGAAUUACACACCCCAUGAUGUACAUUGUAGCACAUUGCACUUCAACAGUUUCCUUAUUUCCUUGUUUGGCAGAGGGGUGGGUGCAGAGUAAAAGUGCUUAAAUUCAAUUCCAAACACUCUUAGUACAUUUGCAGAUACUCAGAGUAUCUGUGAGCACUGCGCUAAUCAAGGGUGUCAGGGUUGUAAUGUAACUACAGUAUGAGUGAGUAUUCAUAAUUGUGCUUCUAUUUAAGAUUUCCCCCUCAAUACUGGCAUGCUAAUCAAUUAUUGCGUUGUUUCUCAUUGUAGAGAAAAGUAUGUUGUUUCCAAUACUAUGGUAAAUAACUAUAUAUGAGAAUUAGGAUCCUGUCCUUACUUCACGUUUACCUGUAUUUUCACAUCAAAAAGUAUCGAACACAGUAAGACUAAAAGAGAAUACAGCACCACUAACCCUCAUCUAUUAGUAUUAAGACAACACACUCGACAUGCAAAACAUUCAUUCAGGCAUGCAUGUUAUAACUGAAUGUUAUUUCCUACGUUUUUUUUUUCAGUUGUAGCUGAAAGGGAUGCUUUAGCAAUCUCAAAAAGUCCAUAUAUUGUCAACUUGUUUUACUCAUUUCAGUCAAAGGACAGAAUAUUCCUGGUUAGUUCAAUUACCUGUAUAAAUUUAUGUUUCUAAUUUUUUUUUCUUAUCCUGUAGAAUACAUGUACCUGUACAGUCAAGUGGUAAUAAGUGUGUGUUUGAUUAUCAAUGCUCUUUACGAAAAAACUUGUACUUUUACACCAGACCCAAGUGUGCAGUAAAAUCAAGCAGAGACUGGAAGUAGUGUUGUUUUCCCCUUCAGUUUUCUUCCUGGGGUUAGGCUGAUAUUCAGAUAACAGGGAUGUAGCUACGUCAAAGCUUUUUUACUCAACUGUACCCUCAAAAUUGCCCCAUAUUUUUUGUUUUAAAGUGUAAUUUUUGCUGGUGGUAAGGUCUCUUUCAGCUAGUGAAAUUAGCAGGCUGUUGCUCAUAGUGAAAUUCCUCGGAGCAUCUGCAAAAAAAUGAAAUUAAUUUUAUCAUCAGACACUCAGAUAGAAUAAUCCCUUCCAGUAUAUAAUAAUUUAUUAUAUUACCACUCAUUAUCACGAAAGGCUUCAGUUCCUCAGUUGUUCGACAUAUAGUUACUAAAUGAUGCUCUAUAAUUUUUAAUUUAGGUAAUGGAAUACUUAAUUGGUGGGGACUGCAAAUCUUUGCUGCAUAACCUGGGAUACUUUGAUGAGGAUAUGUCAAGAAUUUAUAUAGCGCAGGUACACAUGACAGUAUUACAAUGUACGUUGUGGCUCAAUUUUAUCCUUGGUUUAAAUUUCUUUUUUUUUUCAAUAUCUCAGCAAAAUACAUUUACAUUACCAUUACCCCAAGACAAAGGAAAAUAAAAUUUAAACCAAGUCUAAUAAAAUGGAACUACAUGUACAUUCAUAAUACAGGAUGUGUUCCUUUGGGAUAAUCCAGAUCAGGAUCAAGAUCACUUGGAUCACAGUGCAUCAAACGAACCACAAAAUCCAAGUUGAACAAGGAUUUUGCGGUAAUUUGAAUGUACAUGUACCAUCUUGGUAAUCUUGGAUAACAAAUCCUGAUUGAGACCUGGCCAUCCCAAAUGGUGUGCACCCAUACUGACCAUACAAUUACACUUCUUGGUAUAUUGCUGCAAUAGGAAGGAGAUUUGCGUUUGACUUUUUAACUAAGUCAUUUGUUUUAUAAUAAACAUCAGUAAGUAUGUGCACAUGUUUUUCAGUAAUGCCAGUUCUUGGUAUAGUUGUGCCAAGUAUUAUAUGGCCACACCGUUCCUUAUGGUUAAAGAGAGAUAAAGUAGAGAGUCUGUAUUCAAGUUUCUUGGGUUACAAAACAAUGCUAUAUGGCAGAAACCUAACAAAAUUUAUGUACUUUACAGCUCAUUAAUAAUUUUAUUUCAUUUUGUAACAUAGUUUUACUGCUUUUGGCCAUAACUUCAUGUAAUUCUUUUAAUUGUUUUCACUAUAAGUUGUUCUAUAAUAAUUAUUCUAGAUUGUUAUCCCUGAUAGUUAGUUGCUUUCCUAUUUUAGGUUGUUUUAGCUUUGGAAUACCUUCAUAAACAUGGCAUUAUUCACAGGUAGGAAGGUUCCCUAGGAGGCCUCAUGAAAAUGCAUACACAAAUAUGCUGUUGCGGGUGGUUUAACAUUGUAUUCAAUCAUGUAGUUUGUUAUGCUGUAGACGAAACUUCUAUCUGGAACCGUUUUCAUCUACAUUGUGAGUGAAUUAAGGUUAAAAUGGAAUCUCCGUUCCGUUUAGGAGUCCAUUCGAAGUAAAAGAUAUGAAAAGGAAAACUAAGCAUCACUUCAAAGUCAAAAAUACCAUUUUCAGGUCUGCAGUAGGUUUUGCUGACUAGUUCCCUCUUGUAUGGCGUAUUAUACUUUUACACGAUUAGAUACAUUUGUACACAGUAACAUGUAUGUAGGUUUUAUGGUGCGCAAUAUAGAGCGGUUUUCACUUGACUGUCGUAGAACCAAAACCAAAGUAAAUACACUAGCCAACCAAAGGGCGUAGUAAAACCAAAACCAAACCAAUUCCUCAAUUACUUUCGACAGUCAAGUGAAAACCGCUCUAAAUUAUGAAACAUAAUUCAGUUUCCAAUCCUAACUACAAUGAAUAGGGAUCUCAAGCCAGACAAUCUUCUAAUAUCCAAUGAAGGAAAGAUCAAGUUAACGGACUUCGGACUGUCAAGAUUAACUCUUGAAAGAAGUAAGCAACCUUGAUUGUUGAUAAAAUAUCCCAUUAGAUUUUAUGUACCACACAACCCUCAGGACUUGCGAAUUCUUCAAAGUACCAGUCGAUAACAGAUAGAAAUCUCGAUGUAUCCAUUCUUUACCUGCAUUGCGUGCUUACAGAAAAGUCUGGAUAAUAAAUUUGGAAAAAUGACAACAUUUUUGUUGUUUUUUCAUAUUCUCUCUUUUUUUUUCAUAUAAGAACCUUUUUAAUAAGAAAAUUCAGCCUGAAAUUUGCCAAACAUUAAGAACAUGCUAAGAACCACCCGAGGCUAAGAGAAGAACAAUUUAUUUUUCACUGCUUUUACUUUCCUAAAUCCAGAAAAUCUGAAUUACAUAAUGUCCUACAUGGAAUCAGAGUCAAUGCAAAAUUCUGUUCUUUCAACACAUUCCUAUUGUGUACGGUCUAUAAUACAUUUACAUUGUCCUUGUACCAUACAUUAAAGUGAAUACUAUAAUCAUUGUCUUAUCUUGUCAAUAUCUAGCUUAAAAGGUGUCAGAUUUCCGUUUAUUGAAGCUUAAGAACAUCCGUAAGAACAUUUCCAGACUAAAACUGACCAGAAAAUAAGAACGGUCCAGGCUCAACUCGAAAAAUUGACAUUCUUAUAAAAAAGAGUGUAGCUCAACUGUCAUCUUCAGUAUGAAAUCAUGAAGUACUGGGCCGAGUUAAAUUUAGCACGCAAAAAAUGAAUGGCUAAUGAGCAAAAACUGCUUAUUUUUUGGAUGGCACUUUUUCAGAACCGAGCUUCAUUGAUGUUAUGAGCACACCUUCUGUGAACAAAACUGACAAAGCUGGAUCAAGUUUUUUCAGGACUCCAGGCCAAGUGAUGUCAUUGACUUCGAAUUUCACUUUUGUAAGUAAAAUUACACAACUUUUGCAUGUAGCGCGCAUCAACAAUCAUACAGGGAAGUCUUUAGAAAAACUCUCAUAACUUAAGGGUCCUUAAGUCUUAAAGUGCGUUCCUUUGGGAUGAUCAGGAUCAGGGAUCAGGGAUCCGUGAUCACUCAGAUCAUGUUGCGUCAAAUGAAUCGAUGAAGCCGUGUCCUGUCAGUGGAUUCAUCGGGUCAUUUAACGUAACAUGAUCCGAGUGAUCACCGAUCACUGAUCCUGAUAGGAACACACCCUUAGAUAAUCACUUGUUUCCCAUCAUAACUGCAAGAUUGACCGCGAGUACGACUUUGCCAAUGAACUACAUUAUAUUCAUUAUCAACGACAUUUCAUAGUUCCUCAGAGCGAAUUGAAGGACUAUGCGCAGCAAUAGGAUGAGCGUUUGAAUAUAAUUAGGAUGGCUAAGGUACCGUAAAAUUCCGAAAAUAGGCCCCUCCAUGUAUAAGCCCCUCCAAAUAUAAGCCCCCCCAAACUCGUAACGCAAAAAACCCUCCGUUAAAUCGCCCCUCCGAAUAUAACCCCCCCCCCCCCCCGGGGGGCCUUGUCCUUGGAAUUUACCCUUAAAAACAAACAAAAAAAAACAAAAACAGGAAAAUUUUUUUCAACUAAUAAGCCUACCCCAACCGAUUUUAAAACCCAAAUUUCCCCCCGUGCCAACCCCCCCCCGAAAAUAACCCCCCCCAAAAAACCCCCCUCAAACAGGGCCUUUUAAAAAAAUAAACCUCCCCCCCCCGGGGGCUUGUACUUGGAACUUACCCUUAAAUACAAAGCAAAAAAAAGCAAAAACGGUAAAUUUCUUUCCAACUAUAGGGCUAGCCCAAUCGAUUUUGAAACGCAAAUUUCCCUCCGUAGCUAAGCCCCUCCGAAUAUAACCCCUCCAAAAAUAAGCCCCUCAAAAAGGGCCUUUGAAAAAUAUAAGCCCCGGGGCUUAUUUUCGGAAUUUUACGGUACUAUAUCUAUUUAGGCCCCCGUCCACACGAAUUCUGAUCUUUUUUAAAACGCAUUUUUUUACACUAUCAGCCUAUCAUCCAAACGAAAACAGUGAAUCCGCUCCUUCAUCCGCGGUCUAUUCUUGUGAAAAUAAAAUGAGGUUUCAAAAAUAUCUGGAUUGGUGUGAACGGGCCCGGCCUUAGUUGAUGGAACCAACUAUCAACGAGUUUUUCAGUCCCCCACCGUCGUAACAUCAUUGCUUCUGUAGAAACUAAUCCAUUGACCCUCGCAAGCCGCAAAUGCUUACCAGCCAUGGCGAUUGUAUAUCUGAAGACUUCUUAUCAUCGGUAGGAUAACGCUCAGCGCAUUGGUGUAUCAUAAAGUCGUGCUUAAUAUUAGCAAUGAAAUGAUUCAAAGAACAAAUUUCUCUUAAUGCGAUCACCAGUUUGUUUGAUCCACAGUCCCUGUCUUCUGUGAAGCCUGCCUAUAGAUCUAGACUUAACAGCAGCUGUGGAGAAUUACAGCACCACUUGGAAAACACGCCUGCAGUGCCAUGUGAAUCUUAUGUUAGUGACACCGAAAGAAUCCCUGGUGCCACUCCCAAAACUGCUAUGAAGCCUUGUGAUCAAACGCCUCUCGCUCCAUUGGCUGGUGAGCUUUUCAAAAAAUACUUAUUUGGACAGACUAUAUGUGGCAUGUAUUUAAUAGUACAGCUUGUUUAUUAGCAAGAUUCACAUUUUCAGACUCCCACAUUUACAUAUAAUAUUAGUUGAACGCACUUCAUUUCCAUGGACCGUGCUUUCAUGGCACACUUCCAGUCCCUAACACCACUGAACUCGAAUGUAUUCACAGUUUGUUUUCCUCUCAAGAGGAACACAUUCAAGGGCACGUCUGUUGUCCUCUCAUCCACCGACCACGACUCUUCAUUCAUUCAUUCGUUCGUUCGUUCGUUCGUUCGUUCGUUCGUUCGUUCGUUCGUUCGUUCGUUCGUUCAUUCAUUCAUUCAUAAUAAUAUGUAGAUGUAUUACGCUCUUUCUAAUUUGGAUAGGGUAACUAACUGAACAGGCGUUGUUUUGCAGGUCAAGGCACGAAGAAAAGAACCCACUUUUGUCCGAAAAUCAGCCAAAGAACAUUUAACGUCGACGACCCUCCAGAAACGCCUCUUCUUUCAGAUAGAGCGGGUCACAAAAAUGUUAGAAACAGAUCCCCAGAGGAAGAUCAUGUGCUGCCAGCUAGUAAGAGACUUCGCCAUUCUGGCCUUACCGCUGAGAUCGAUGCUCUGUCCUUAAAAGAAAUCGGAAGGAAAACUGCUAGAGAUCCUCUGCUGGAAGUUUGUGUCUCAACGUCUCAAAUGCCUGGUGAAAAGAGCGCAAGCGCAGACUUGGUAACCUCACCUUUCAAUGCUCAAAUUUAUCCAAUGGAACACCGAUAUGGAAGUCCUGUCACAGAGAGCGACAAGGCGAGCCCACAGGCCGCUCAUAAAUUUCUUACACCCUCAAGCCCACCUUUCUCUACAGCUGGUAAUAUCAAGUUUUUCAGUCCACGUGAAAGAUCAGGAACAAUUACAGAGUUUUUAAAGGAGAAAGGACAAGUCACACCAGGGAGCGACGACUGCUCUAAAGGAGAGCAAGUGAUGAGCACCUUGACACCUGUAACGUCUGUGGCCCCAAGAAUCGUGUCCCCCGAGGUGCAGUUUUCUUCGGGUUAUGUUAGCGGAACAAACAGUGAAACAGGAAGCGACUUUGACCAUGAAUCUCCUGUGUUUGAGAAAGUUCCAGAUGGCGAUUGUAACAAAUUUGAAGGAAAUCCAAUUUGUGCGAGGUUGUUUCAAGGCCGUAAAUUAGCAGUUGAUAAUCUUAACACGAGCACUGGUACCACUCAGGAUACGAGUGGAAGUUCAGGCUUUAUCGAAAGUCCAGCCAGCAGGUCCGCUCUGACCUGUUCAAAGAACAAUCAGUAUCCAGCUUUUAAUUGCACUCCGUGUUCAUCUAAAAUCAAAGUUUCUGAUCAGAUAAUGCAUACAGCCAAGGAAAAAAGAAAUAACUAUUUGGAAAGGCGUGAAAGUGGAGUUUCUUUUCUACCACCUUCACCCAUGAUCGGGGCCACACCUGAGCCAUGUCAUUUUGGUCUACGAGAAAGGAGCAUAACGAUCGAAGUUGAAGACCAGGAGAAUAUCAGUGAAUUGCAUGUUGGCUCAAGAGGAAAUGUCAAUUCUGAUGAAGAGGUUUUUAUUAAGUCUACUGAACCUUACAAGACUGUCGAUGGAAAUUCAAGCGUCGAAUCUUCUCUUACUCGCCCUCGAUGUCUUACUAUUCCCUUUGAGAACGACAGUGACAAAGAAAAUACCUUUGAGGAAACAUACUCAAAGUCAACACAACACACUGGUAUGGAAAUCAAUUCACCCCUUAUGGCGGAAUCCCCAAUGGAUGUCACAUUCAAGAGUCAGGCAAGCUCUAAGGGCACUCCGGGUAUAAUGGAGGUGUCUCAACAGUGGCAUCAUACCUCGGCCCCUAUUAUGCGUACUCCUUUUCGGACCCCGAAGUCUUGUCGCCGAGGCAACCGACCGCAUGCAUCACCACCUAAGAACAGGAUACUUGGAACUCCAGACUAUUUGGCUCCAGAAAUUUUGCUAGGGCACGAUCAUAGUAAGUGUGUCUCUAAAGCUACGUGCAAACGGACGCAAAAACUCCCAACAAUGUUGGGACCUGCAGUGCACCGUGGGAAGGAUAAAACCCAUAAGCCUUUGUAAACAAUGUGUAAGGCACGUGUUCGGCUCCAACAGUGUUAGAAGAGCUGUGCAAACGGAUCCAACAUUGUUGUGCUACGCUUUGGCGAUCACGGGACAACAGAAAUGUUGGGGGUUGUUGACUCAAAAGUUUGGCCGGUUUCAAACUUUACGCAACAACUCCCAACAACAUGCGACAGGGUGUGCAAACGGACGAAACAUGUAACACCCAACGAUGUUGGGAGUUGUUGGCCAACAAUUUUGCGUCCAUUUGCACGCGGCUUAAGAGAUCAAUGCAUUUUGAUAAUGCAUUAAGGAAGAGUCUUGACUCUAACUUUUGUCACAAAGCCUUUGGAGAAGAGUUGUAAAGGACUCUGUUUAAAUAAAAAUAACAGAUAAUCAUCCCUUUCCUUUUCCCCAAACUGACAACAUUGAGUAUCAGCUGACAGAGUAUUUGGCUAGAGUACGGCAAUUGAGGCUCUCAUGCAAGGAGUUAACUGCUCUUUUUCUGCAGACUGAAUAAUAAAAUGGCUUGGUAAAAGUUCUUCCUUCUUGACCCUAUUCAUUUAGGAUAGUAAUGGUAGAAAGAAACAUUCAAGAAAACACUAGAAAAUAUUUCAAUUUGACUGGAUGUAUGAAAAUAUUUAUUCUCUUCUAAUAGCAUUAAGGUCAGCAAGAGUUCCUCGAUGCUCACUGCUUCUUAGAAACGCUGUGGAUACUCUAGCUGUUUCACCUUUUCGAACAAAUUCUAGCAUUUAUACUGCAGCUUCAGCUACAUUUGCGUUAUGUGUAGGAGCCAGAGAACGACUCGAUGUAAUAUUCUAAUUACUACUAAUUAUUAAGAGUGGUGAGGAAUUACAUGUAAAACUAAACAACUUUUAAAGGGAGGAUAGUAUUCAUCGCCUAUCUUUCGAAACAAUGAGAAACAUAGUUUAAUUCACUAGAGAAAUGUCUCUGAGCAUGGGUUUUAUUUUUGCCUUUAGCUCCUGCAGUGGACUGGUGGUCACUAGGCGUUUGUUUGUAUGAAUUCCUAACUGGAGUUCCACCAUUUAAUGACGACACCCCAGAACUGGUCUUCAGCCACAUCAUGCAAAGAGGUACGUUGCUAAAUCCUUUUCUAGGCAAAGACUUGUCUCAAGAAUAUUCACUAAUGAGUUAUCGAAUAUUUAAGACUGAUACAUCAUUUUCUAGAGCUACUUUGGCCUGAAGGAGACGAAGCACUGUCUGAAACAGCCGUUGGGGCCGUUGAGAAAAUUCUAACCCUUAAGGCAGAGCUCAGACCUGGAGCAUUAGGUAUUUUAAUGCCGUCUUUGUUAUAUAAUAAUUCUAAACAACAGCAACGACAAAAAUUGCAGAGACUUUUAAGUUUAGUUUCCUUAGUUUUUUUGGUCGUGUUGCUUGCAACGUUUAUUCAACUACCAGAUUCACCACCUGGUUACGUUAGAUUGUGUUCAAAGCGCAUUUGUUUUAUCGAUUAAAAGAGGAAAAAAGAUUAUUUAGCGAGUAUAUAAUUACGUGCCGAGGAUAGUCUGCGCAGAUUUAAGACUAAAAUUAGGAGAACAGACCUGAGUGCCUUAAUUGAGGAUGGCUGUAGACGUUGCAUGCUGUGCAAUAAUUAACUUUGAGACCCUAAUUUUUAUCCUGUUAUCAUAAACAUACAUUUUUACGGGUAAAUAGGUCUUAUUUUUUUUCUUUUCCUUUCCUAGCUUUUACUAUUUGAAUGACUAUUUUAACAUUAUUUUAACUCUAUUUUAGUAUUUAAUUUUAUUAUUAUUAUUAUUAUUUAUCUGUUAUUUGUGUCACCAAUUAGUACUAUGCGCUAGAGAUUCUUGACACGUUAACAAAGUUCACUACUACUAGUGUUAGGCUGGUCGAACAGAAAAAAUGUGGAUUUUACAGACGGUCUCUAUUUCAUUUAGACUACACCAGGGAAACAAGCCAGACAACUUAAAUGCCGUUUGCUUGUUUGUUUGAUAUAUACUUGAUAACUCAAGGUUCUGAUUUGUUUUUGUCCGUUAGAAGUAGUUUAAAGCUAACUUCGUAUCUCUUAUCCUUACAGAAAUUCAAAGUCUUCCAUUCUUUUCAAAUCUCGACUGGACGUCCAUCGAAAGCCAUCCUCCGCCAUUUGUCCCUCGGCCAGAUGAUAUAACUGACACUACAUAUUUUGAUGGUAAG